ACAAAAUCAAUUAUCUAACAAGGUGGAGCGCUAGACCUACUGUCACUCUGACAAGAGUGAGGUUAUUCCAAAAUUUCAAAAAUAAUUAAUAGGAACAAUGUUUCAAAUACGACGUUGCACCCGUAUUGUAAAAACCCUUCGGUCGUAUUACACCGUCAAGAGUAACGAGUCCGUCAAAGACCCUCAUCAAGUGGCUAAGCAAAUUUACUCAAAAAUCAAAGCCACCGGCCCUAUCACAGUCGCUGAAUACAUGAAGGAAGUGUUAAUAAACCCUUUAGGUGGCUAUUACAUGCACAAAGACGUGUUUGGUGAAUCAGGGGACUUUAUUACAUCCCCAGAACUCAAUCAAAUGUUUGGAGAAAUGGUUGCCAUUUGGUUUUUGAAUGAGUGGUCUAAAGUGGGGUCCCCUAAACCAAUUCAAAUUGUUGAAUUAGGGCCAGGCCGUGGCACUUUAAGUCAGGAUUUGUUGCGAGUGUUUGACCAUUUCGGCGCACUACAGAGUGCCACUUUGCACUUGGUUGAAGUCAGUCCUCUUUUGAGUGAUUUGCAAGCAAGGAAACUGUGUAUCCAGUCGGACAAUAUUAUUGAUAAAAAGUCUGUGAUACAUAGGCAAGGGAUAAGUCAUCAGGGGAUUCCCGUAAAGUGGUACAGGCAACUAGAUGAUGUUCCGAAUUGUUUCACGUUAUUGGUAGCUCAUGAAUUUUUUGACGCUUUGCCUGUACAUAAGUUCCAAAAGACUAAAGACGGUUAUAGGGAAAUUUUAAUAGAUAUAGACCUUUCUAAAGAAUGUUCGUUUAGGUAUGUUAUAGCCAGAGAGGAAACUCCAGCUUCAAAACUUUAUAUUAGACCAAAUGAGACUCGCGAACAUUUUGAAAUAUCGCCUGAAAGUCUAGUUUUAGCCAAACAAAUUGCAGAGAGAUUAGAAAUAGACGGUGGUUUAGCCCUGAUUGCUGAUUACGGCCACAAUGGCAGCGGCACUGACACAUUCAGAGCCUUCAAAAAGCACAAAUUGCACGACCCUUUGGUAGAACCAGGCACUGCAGACCUCACAGCUGAUGUAGAUUUUGACGCACUUUCAAAAAGCGCCACUGAAGCUGGAGGGGUGAUCACUUUUGGGCCAACUACUCAGCGAGACUUUUUGCUCAAAAUGGGGAUAGAGCAUCGGUUCAAGGCACUUAAAGCAAAUGCAAAACCGGACCAAAUAGAGGGUUUAGAAUUUGGGUACAAAAUGAUGACUGAAAGCAACCAAAUGGGCGAGCGGUUCAAGUUCUUGGCGCUUUUACCAGCCGUUUUGGAGAAACUGUUGAAGAAGUAUUCAGUUGCUGGGUUUCACUAAUUAAUGUUAAAUAAAAAUAAAAAUGAGAACAAGUUUUAAA
Messenger RNA from Tribolium castaneum (red flour beetle), 1376 nucleotides. RefSeq lists its product as uncharacterized. NCBI's taxonomy places the organism in Eukaryota, Metazoa, Arthropoda, Insecta, Coleoptera, Tenebrionidae. The transcript has 2 exons. Gene Ontology annotation, molecular function: protein-arginine omega-N symmetric methyltransferase activity. Bases 98 to 1336 code for a protein of 412 amino acids. Gene Ontology annotation, cellular component: mitochondrion. The record is from RefSeq and is a predicted model, not a curated record. Gene Ontology annotation, biological process: mitochondrial respiratory chain complex I assembly.